Paramecium pentaurelia is the source of this 451-nucleotide messenger RNA. Lineage: Eukaryota; Ciliophora; Oligohymenophorea; Peniculida; Parameciidae. The record is from the annotation of a GenBank genome assembly.
UAUGAGAAGGUAUUUAAUUUAUAGUAUCAUAGUAAGUAGGGUACAACAAUACAAAAGUCAGAAAAAUCUAUUAAAAGUCAAUCUGAAUAUUCUGAUCAUAAUAUUAGUUAUACAAGUACUAGAAAAGAAAUGCUUAGUGAAAGAUUAGUUAAUUCAGGUGAAUAGGCUAGACUUGAAGAAUAUUUAAAAUAAAAAUUUAUUGAUGUUGGUUGGAAAGAUGAUUUGAAAAAUCAUGCAAAAUGUUAUUUAUAUUAUUAUAUAUAUAGAAUUUAUUAGAGAAAAUGGACUAAAAAUAGUUCAUAAAGAAGAUUUAUAUAAAUUAUUAUCAGUCAAAGGAAAAGAAACUGUUCCAAUGAAAUUAAGAGAAGAUAUAGUUAGAAGAUUAGAAAGAUUCAUAAUUGAACUUGAAUAAGAAGAAGAAGGUGAAUAUGAUGAUGAAGAUGAUGUUUGA